Cydia splendana is the source of this 1149-nucleotide messenger RNA. RefSeq lists its product as uncharacterized. Gene Ontology annotation, molecular function: nucleic acid binding; zinc ion binding. NCBI's taxonomy places the organism in Eukaryota, Metazoa, Arthropoda, Insecta, Lepidoptera, Tortricidae. Bases 181 to 1017 code for a protein of 278 amino acids. The transcript has 2 exons. The record is from RefSeq and is a predicted model, not a curated record.
UGUGGGAUUGUAGUAUAUGCAUGCAAACCGGCGCGGGCGCGGUGUCGCUCCCCGCGCACCCCUUUGUAUCAAUCAGUAAUAAACGGACCGUCGACUGUACUGCUGUGUUUCCUUUACACUCUCAAAUACCUCAUUGGCGACGAAUCUACCCGCGCGUGGAAAAAAAAAUAACCGUUAAUUAUGACGACUACUUGUAUCGGAAGUCUUACAGUUUUUGACCAUAAUUCUCAAGAGUGGAGGAUAUUUCAUGGAAGGCUGCAGCAGUAUAUUCUUUUAAAUUCAGUUGUAGAUGCCAAGAAGGCACCGUUAUUACUCACUCAUCUGUCAGAUGAUACCUACCGUCUGGCUACAGAUCUCGUGCAUCCUAAGAAAAUAGAGGAGGUUGCGUUUGACGCUUUAGUCGAAGUGCUAAACAAGCAUUUCUCGCCGAAAAGGUGUACCUUCGCCGACAGGGAGAAGUUUUUCGAGGCGAGAAGGACAACGGGAGAAAGCGUCGAGGGAUGGGCGGCGCGAGUUCGCGGACUCGCCGUGCACUGCGAGUUCGGCACUGCAUUGGACAUGCUUCUAGUGAAUCGUUUUGUGCUAGGCAUGAACGUAGGCCGCGAACGUGAUCGUUUAUUCGAGCAGGACGCUACUUCGCUUUCAUUUGCGAAAGCCUUAGAGGUGGCACAGCAGGCGGCGAGUGCGCGCCAUGCCCGGGCGACGGCCACGGAGUCAACAGGGGCGGCGCUCGUGAAGGAGGAACCGGUGUACCGGGUGAGCGGGACGAAACCCGCCACCGACCGCGGGCGAGAGGUUCGCAAGUGCACCGUGUGCGGCAUGAAAAAUCAUGAUGCGGACCAGUGCAAAUAUAAGGGUUACAAGUGUCAAAAGUGCGGUUUAGUUGGCCAUUUGAAAAAAGUGUGUAAGGGCAAGUUGUCGCGAAUUAAUAAUAUAGUGCAGCAAAAUAGUGAUACUUCGGAUGAUGCGUCGUGCUGCGUGGAGUGCCAAAACUAUAGACUAAGGUUUCAAGAUUAGUGUGGGAGAAAUGUAGUAUAUGCAUGCAAACCGGCGCGGGCGCGGUGUCGCUCCCCGCGCACCCCUUUGUAUCAAUCAGUAAUAAACGGACCGUCGACUGUACUGCUGUGUUUCCUUUACACUCUCAAAUAC